Suillus paluster is the source of this 1451-nucleotide messenger RNA. Its product is annotated as P-loop containing nucleoside triphosphate hydrolase protein. The record is from RefSeq and is a predicted model, not a curated record. Gene Ontology annotation, molecular function: ATPase-coupled transmembrane transporter activity; ATP hydrolysis activity; ATP binding. Bases 22 to 1113 code for a protein of 363 amino acids. The transcript has 2 exons. Lineage: Eukaryota; Fungi; Basidiomycota; Agaricomycetes; Boletales; Suillaceae. Gene Ontology annotation, biological process: transmembrane transport. Gene Ontology annotation, cellular component: membrane.
AACGUCCGUGGUAUUCGCGCUAUGUCUCUUGAACCUGUUCUUCAGGCUCAAUUCGACAAGGCCGCUUCAGCAGUGCUCUUUCCACUGGUGUACGCGGUGCAUUCGUCGAGGGGUGUUCUUACUGGUGUAGCCAGUGCUCUCAUCUACUUGGCCGAAGCGCUUCUCUUCUACGUCGGCGCUGUCCUCAUCGCUAAGGGCACAUACACAUACCUCCAAAUGUGCCAAGUCCUCAACCUCGUCGUGUUCACCGUCUCCAUUGGCUCCCAACUCAUUCCUGUCCUCGUCACGCACGAUCUUCACGAGCUCAUCAAACUAGACACAACCUGCAGCUCCGAGUCUCAGGGUAUCCUCCGCCCUAGGGUGGAAGGCAAUCUCGUCUUCAACAACGUAUCAUUCUCUUACCCCACCAACCUUGAUGUAUCCGUCCUGAACAAGAUGUUCUUGCGCAUCGCAGAUGGAGAAUGUGUUGCCAUCGUAGGCGCUUCUGGAUGUGGCAAAUCAACUGUCGCAUCCCUCCUCCAACGGCUCUAUGAACCCACCUAUGGCAUGAUCUCAGUAGGCCUCAACGAGCUCCGCGCGACAGAUAUCAACCACCUCCGUGACCACGUCGUCGUCAGCCAAUUUCUCAACCUCUUCGACGCCAGCAUCCGUGAAAACAUCGCAUACGGACGAGCAGGCGAGGAUAUCGGGAUGAGCGACGCAGACGUCGAAAGGGCAGCACGUGCUGCAAACGUCCAUGACUUCAUCAUGUCGUUACCACAAGGGUAUGACACCCUCAUAGGGGAGAACGCAUCUCUAGUCUCGGGUGGUCAAGCCCAGCGCCUCCAAAUCGCUCGCGCACUCGCACGCCCAGCCAAGAUUCUCAUUCUAAACGAAUGUACCUCAACGCUGGAUGGUGCGAACCAGACAGCUAUAUUGGAGACAAUACGUGCUGCCAAGGUUGGGAAGACUACUAUCAUGGUGAUGCAUAAGGUGCCUGUGAUGAAGAUAUGUGAUCGGGCGCUUGUUGUUGAAGAUGGGCAGGUGCGCGAGUCAGGGACUUAUGAGAGUUUGAUGGAGCACAAGGGGGUAUUUGCGAGGCUUGCGAAUAGGGGCGAGUGGGUUAGCGAGUAGUCGCUGGCUCGACUCUGAGUUUCUUUCUUUCCUUCUUUCACCCACAUUCACUUUUUUCUUUUUCUUUUUCUUGUUUUCUUUCUUAUUUUCUCUAACGUUAUACCGCGAUAGAUAGCAUUCUCGCUAUUGUUUUUGCUUUCUUUCUUCACUGCUUUAUGACUGGGCGCAUAUGACAUUUUCAUGACUACGCAUUUGUAGUACUACCACAAUCAUUCAUUUGUACUUUAGUUAUUAUCAAGGAAUCUAUAUGUUGUACCAAACCUUGCUUGCAGAGUUUUUUUUGGAUGAUCGACGUAACAGUGCAUCAGGGGAAUGGCCAGUCAUCGGGGGAAUGCAAU